CUUUGGAUUCUGUUGACUUGUGCUGACGUCUGUGUCUUCUUGGCAGCAUUUGCUCUCUAUGACUUUCACCUUCAAACACCAAAGGACCAGUUACUUGAGCCUAAAUUAGUGGAUUGUAAUUAAUUUGAGGAGAUGACAUAUAAAUAUAGCUUUUUAUUUUAAGCAGGUAAAAUGAACCAGGGUAAGGGGCUCUGAGGGAGAAAAGAGAAUAAAAGCUCUGAGUGUGGAAGGCAUAACACUCAUCAAUAGGAGGGCCACCUGGGACUUUUUUUUCUGUUCACAGCUCUUAUCUCUAUUGGUGAUUUUGAUCUAGAAAAAAAGUGCAAUGAUCCCUUCACUUCAUCUCCUUCCUCACAGAGACAGAAGUAGGAGCUCUGGGCAGCAAUAGGAGGAUGUUUGUCACCUUUCCCUUUCCCUGGCUGCUGCCCUAGGGCAGGAAUGUAACCUUGGGCAACACUUCUUUUCACUGUGCUUUUUCCUCAGCUCUUUCCUACCUUCCUCUGCUGGCCCUGCUAUUCUCCCUAGAGCAAAAUAAACAAGAGAUAUGGAAUUCUUGUGAAGGAGUUCUAGAUGGGUAGACUUUGAAACCGCCCUGGGAAAAUCAGCCUUUUGAAGCCUCAGUUUCUUUACCUCUAAAAUGAUGGUAAUACUACCUAUCUUAUUGGUUACUACCUAACUUUUGAGCACUUGGUAGGUGCCAAGAGGAUUUAGAGAAAUAAUGCAUGUAGAACCUUUACAACAUACCUAAUGUAUCAAACAUUCAGUAAACGGCAGUUAUUAAAGAUGCUGCUGCUGCUUCUGCUAGAAGAACUUUCCCAAGUAGUGUAAAAGGAGAAGGCUAAGUGUGCUGGAAGGUAGCAUUGGUCCACUCUUAGCAAUUAUUGAGGCUGGCUUGGGAAGGCUGGGCACAUGGAAGUGGAAGAAUAUCAGGACUGCACACGUCAGAGGCGAAACUUCCCAGAACCCGCCCCUGAGAACUGCAGUGGCAGAAUCUCAUCAACUGGCCACAUGAGAGAUUACGCUUCAUGUCGGUAGAAAUGGACAGCAGCAGUUUUAUUCAGUUUGAUGUGCCUGAGUACAGCAGCACCGUUCUGAGCCAGCUAAAUGAACUCCGCCUGCAAGGGAAACUAUGUGACAUCAUUGUCCACAUUCAGGGUCAGCCAUUCCGAGCCCACAAAGCUGUCCUUGCUGCCAGCUCCCCAUAUUUCCGGGACCAUUCAGCGUUAAGUACCAUGAGUGGCUUGUCAAUAUCAGUGAUUAAAAAUCCCAAUGUGUUUGAACAGUUGCUUUCAUUUUGUUACACUGGAAGAAUGUCCUUGCAGCUGAAGGAUGUUGUCAGUUUUCUAACUGCAGCUAGCUUUCUUCAGAUGCAGUGUGUCAUUGACAAGUGCACACAGAUCUUAGAGAGCAUCCAUUCAAAAAUCAGUGUUGGAGAUAUUGACUCCGUUACUAUCGGUGCUGCAGAGACUCCAGAAAGUCGAAAUGGUGUUAAAGACGGCAGCUUUUUUGCCAACCCAGUUGAGAUUUCCCCUCCAUAUUGCUCUCAGGUGCGGCAACCCACUGCAAGCAGUGAUCUUCGGAUGGAGACAACCCCCAGCAAAGCUUUGCGCAGCCGCUUACAAGAGGAAGGGCAUUCAGACCGAGGGAGCAGUGGGAGCGUUUCUGAGUAUGAAAUUCAGAUAGAGGGGGACCAUGAACAAGGAGACCUGUUGGCGAGGGAGAGCCAGAUCACUGAGGUGAAAGUGAAGAUGGAGAAGUCUGACCGGCCCAGCUGUUCCGACAGCUCCUCCCUGGGUGAUGAUGGGUACCACACCGAGAUGGUUGAUGGGGAACAAGUUGUGGCAGUGAAUGUGGGUUCCUAUGGUUCUGUGCUACAGCAUGCAUAUUCAUAUUCCCAAGCAGCCUCACAGCCAACCAGUGGUGUAUCAGAAGCUUUUGGAAGUUUGAGUAAUUCCAGUCCAUCCAGAUCCAUGCUGAGCUGUUUCCGAGGAGGGCGUGCCCGCCAGAAGCGGGCUCUUUCUGUCCAUCUGCACAGUGAUCUUCAGGGUUUGGUGCAAGGGUCUGACAGCGAAGCUAUGAUGAAUAACCCCGGGUAUGAGAGCAGUCCCCGGGAGAGGAGUGCAAGAGGUCACUGGUACCCGUACAGUGAGAGGUUGAUCUGUAUUUACUGUGGAAAGUCCUUCAACCAGAAAGGAAGCCUUGAUAGGCACAUGCGGCUCCAUAUGGGAAUCACCCCCUUUGUGUGCAAAUUCUGCGGGAAGAAGUAUACACGGAAGGACCAACUGGAGUAUCACAUCCGCGGCCAUACUGAUGAUAAACCAUUCCGCUGUGAGAUUUGUGGGAAGUGCUUUCCAUUCCAAGGUACCCUCAACCAGCACCUGCGGAAAAACCACCCAGGAGUAGCUGAAGUCAGGAGUCGCAUUGAGUCCCCUGAGAGAACAGAUGUGUACGUGGAACAGAAACUAGAAAAUGAUGCGUCAGCCUCAGAGAUGGCCCUAGAUUCCCGGAUGGAAAUUCAUACAGUAUCCGAAGUUCCUGAUUAAGAUGGUAAAGUGUACCCAAACAAAGCACAUUAAUCAAUGCAUAUUUGUGAUUUGCUUUGUUGUAAUCUUUGGUUUUCCCAACCAUCUGGAAAUCUCUUGAUCUCUUGGCAGUUUUUCUAAGGUUUCUGGAUGGAACACUUCAUUGUGUUUAUCCUUCUCCCCACUCUCCCUCCCUCAAGGAGCUCAAAGCAUGAAGGGCAGCAUAUCCAGGGAAAACAUAGGCUGACAGUAUUCCUCUUUGGCUGAACUUUUAAUACAAAAUCUGCCAGUGAUUUAGCUAUGCCAACUGGUUGACCCUACAUUCUCUGCCAAGAGGCACGUUCUCUCUUCGUGUGUGCUGGCACCAGUGCAUUUCCAUGGAGAGAGACAAGGAUGCCGUCAGCUGAUACAAAUGGGUAACCUUUUCUAAUUUAAAAUUACUUUUAGGGGGUAGUUAGACAAUUUAUAUAUAUAUAUAAUAAAGUGAUUAUUAUAUAUAUAGUAUAUAUACAUUCUCAAAUUGAUUUUAUUCUGGUUGAGGUGAAUGUAAGAGGAAUAUAUAGUUUAAUACAAUGUGAACAGAGCUUUUGACUCUGUCUCAUCCCUACUUAAUAUGUUAGGGUUUUGCCCCUUUAUUUCCCUUACAAAAGAAUGUUAAUGGGUUUUCAUAUAUAUUAAUCAUUGUGUCCAAAAGCAAGCAAAGCAAAUCACAGUUUUCAUAGCUCUGCUUCAUAACAAAUACAUAAACCAAAUGCCAUAAAAUUUACUCAACUCUAUUUGGAAACCAUUUGGAAUUUUUGUUAGUUGUCCAGUAGGUAAACUGGAUGACCUGUGGUGCUGACCUUUUUACAUAUUGUAGUGUUAUAUUAGCCAACCCCAAAGGAGCAGUGGUUUUCAUUAUUUUUACUGGCUUACAAAUCUACCUUCAUUCCGUACUGUAGAAACAUACAUACCAGGUAACUAAAUUGAAUCACUCUCUACCGUGAAUGAGUUAGUACUCGCACUAAAGGAAAGGGAUUUGUAGUUCUUUCUACAAAAUUCUUCAAGCAGUGUUGUAGGAUUUUUGUUGUUGUUUUCUUUCUCUUUUCAAACAGCCAGUUCAGGUGCACGGCAACUUUUUCUACAUGCAGUUCCCAGGGAAACUGCAGAAACUUGGAAUUUGUACUUUUUGUAAAGAUAUACUCUAUGGGAAUUGCAAGCAAUAUAUCUAUCUUAGUAUUGUGUGUGCUAAUGAGAGCCUCAGUGGCUCCUCCACUCUCUCAGUGUUUCCUGCUUAAAGAAACCAACAGUUAAAAAGCCCUCUAAGAUACUCUUGAGUGUCACCAGAUCUGUGUGUCACCAUUUUUUUUUUUUGUCAUGUGGUGCUAUUUUUAUGUUAAGUAUCUUUUAGGUCAGUAUAGUGUAGAAAAUGUGAAAUCUAAUGGUAACAGUGGAUUACAAUUUUUUUUCCUCUCUUGAGUUCAUAGCUUGAAUAGAGACCUCAAAAGCAUGUGCUGGCAAACACAUUACUGUAUGAAAAUAUACCUGAGUCCUGUUGGAAUAAUGUUUGAUUAGUACUUUAGGAAAUGUCUUCAGUUCUAUAUUUUACUCUCGUGUGUUUGUAGUAUACAAAACAGGCUUUACACGAAUGCGUUGGUACUGUAUACUCUGGCAGAGAGUAAUUUUGUAAGUAAUUUGGUCCCAAGUUUGUGCUGCAGGCUGCUGUUGGGAUGUCAGCACUCCAGACUCUUGUUUGAGAACCUUGGCUCUGAAACUCACAACCAAUGCCUCCUCAGGAGAACAGCACAACCACCCAAAAGAAAAUUAAAAUGAACAGACCAACUUCAUGGGCUAUCAGUUAAGUUAAAAGAACACACACAAAAAUAGACGUUUGCUGGUUUUCCAUGCUUUUUUGGCUCUUAAAAUACAAAUAAUGGUGGGAUUUUUUUUUUUUUUUUUUUUUUGGUUGUCAUUUUUUGUGUUUUUGAGAAAAAAAAAUCAUUCAAGCCCUUUGUGUUUAAUAGCCCCCGGGGGUGGUAGCUGUGCAGUAGCAUCUCUUUGGCACACAGGAUCUGCUCGCAUGUGAACUGCUGCACUACACAUCAGUGUUAUUACGUACAGAUUAUAUUCUAAAUCCUACUGCUCCAGAGGAGCAGCUUUUGCUAAAUCGGGUAUAUAGUAUGCCUUUUUCCUCGUCAAACUGCCUAAGUAAGGGGUUUGUUCUCUCCCUGAAGCACUUGUUCAAUUUCUGUUAAAGCUGUGUGCCUCAAGGGGAGACUGGACCCCAAGUGUUUACCCACUUUAAAUAUGUUCUGGGGUUUCAGGUAAAAUGUUUGUGAUUUUUUUCCUUACAAGGAUAAGUU
Molecule: messenger RNA, 4864 nt
Organism: Choloepus didactylus (southern two-toed sloth)
Lineage: Eukaryota; Metazoa; Chordata; Mammalia; Pilosa; Megalonychidae
Gene: ZBTB34
Product: zinc finger and BTB domain containing 34
Exons: 2
Coding region: 1026-2543 (505 amino acids)
Biological process (GO): regulation of transcription by RNA polymerase II
Molecular function (GO): protein binding; DNA-binding transcription factor activity, RNA polymerase II-specific; RNA polymerase II cis-regulatory region sequence-specific DNA binding
Source: RefSeq, a predicted model, not a curated record